This is a messenger RNA of Mustela erminea (ermine), 4023 nucleotides long. It is a transcript of the gene SLC46A3, whose product is annotated as solute carrier family 46 member 3. NCBI's taxonomy places the organism in Eukaryota, Metazoa, Chordata, Mammalia, Carnivora, Mustelidae. The record is from RefSeq and is a predicted model, not a curated record. The transcript is spliced from 5 exons. Bases 2766 to 3926 code for a protein of 386 amino acids. Gene Ontology annotation, molecular function: transmembrane transporter activity. Gene Ontology annotation, biological process: vacuolar transmembrane transport. Gene Ontology annotation, cellular component: lysosomal membrane.
AUGAGCCGAAGGCAGAGGCUUUAACCCACAGAGCCACCCAGGCACCCCUAUUUAUAAACCUUUUAAUAAAUAACACUAUCCCUUAUUACCAGCAGAUAGGGACUAUUUUCUACCUAAUUGUAAUUACACAUUUUAGCCUAUGAAAUUGUGACUUUUUAAAACUGAUACUCCUUUCCUUAAGUUAUACCUGUCUCUAUCUUGUCAUUCCGUUCAAUCUUGACAGGAAAUAGCACUUCUUACUCUGAUUUCUCUCAUCUACCCUUAUCUAAUAUAUAAUUAUUGUUCUCCAGAGUGUAAGAGGUAUAGUUUGCACACAGGAGACAGAAGCCAGGAUGUGGGGGAGGGGUGGAAAUGGGAGGAGGAAUCCCAAACUGGAACAUCUUAUUGACAAGUUGAUUAAAAGAUAACCGUUUCAUUUACUUCUUUAUUCAGUAAGUAUUUACUUGCUGGCUUUUAUAUCCAUAGACACAGAGAUGUGCUCAGGAAGCCUGACCUAGUAAAAAUGAAAACAGUCGAAGUUGAUGAAGCACUAAUGUGCAACAGAUCUGGGCCAUGUGCCUUAUAUUGACAGAGUGACUCGAAGUGUAACUCUCAGGAGAGCCUGCAAGAUAGGGACUCUGGCUACCCCUCUUGUCAGAUGAAGCUAUCGGGAUGAAUGAUUUGGUCAAGAUCACACACAGCUAGCGAAUCGCAAGGCCCAUUUUACUUGCUUAUUCAUGUAUCCAUGCACCUAGUAUCUAGGGCGCGCUCUGUGAAGCACUGUUGUUGGAAUGGUGAUACUGUGGUGAAGAAGACAGGGUUCCAGCCCUCCUGGAGCUUAGAUUGUAGUGGAAAGGGCACCCAGUGUGCAGUUCAAUCAAAGGAAUCCAUCCUGUUGAGGGGUGGCAAGUCUCUAAAGAAAAUAUAGCCAGACAAGCUCACAGAGCGCUGGGUGAGGGUUAGUGUGGUUGCUCUGAAUUGUGUGAUUAGUCAGAAGGCUUCUGAGGAGGUGGCAUUUGAAUUGAAGAAGUGAGCUGUGUGACCAGCAGGCAGAGGGAACAGCAGGCACAAAGGCGAAUAGCAUGGGAGGUUUGAGGGAUGGCACGUGGCUCAGGGGAGCGAGGAAGUGGAGAUGAAAUCAGAGAAGUCAUGAUGCUGGCCACCCACACCAUGGCAAGGAAUUCGGAUUUAUUUUUGCAUAAGGAAAGCCACUGGGGGAUUUUGAGCAGAGGAGUGACAUGGGCUGAUUGUUUUUAAGGAUCACUCUAAUGUGAUCUAUGUGAAGAACUGAUGACAUCUGAAUCUAGAUUGAUCUGACUCCAGAGCUCUUAAUCCUUACACCAAAGAGUGUAACUGGGAAACGGUAAUUGCCAUCCGAGAAGGUUCAACAGAAGGAGAGAUUACAUCUGUUUGGGCAUUUCAGGGAAAUCUGAGUGGGACUUGACUAUGGACUAUGCCUGUAACAUAGGGUACUGGGGGAGUGAGUGGAGAUAAUGCAAAAGAGUGGGGUUGGACUGCAUUUCGGUGGUCUCACGUAACAGACGAGGAAUGUGAACUUUCUCCAGCAGGCUGUGGGCUGAGCAGCUCAGAGACAUGCUGCUGGUGUGUUUUGGCAAGACGCUCCCACCAUUAGCGUGUAUGAUGUGCGAAGUGAGGAGGCUGGCAUCAUAAACUGCACUGAGGAGAGAGCCAGCUAGAUGCUGGGGCAGUCCAGGUGUAAACUAUAAACCCUGUCCUCCCAGGGGCAGCUCUCAGACUGUGAAGAGGUAAAGGACAUGAGAAGCACUGGGUGUUGGUGGCCCUGGUUGAAGGGAAAGGCUAGAAACAAUGAUGACUGAAGUUUUGAGUCUGAGUGACAGAACAUUCCCUGACCAUAUGAAAUUGCUUGCAUUGUUUGACUAUAUAAAAAUAAACGCAGGCUCACUCUUUUAAAAAAAAAAAAAAAUUAAUUUCAGUAUUUGAUAUCUUUGUGGUUCAUCAGCUAUUUUAGGGUGCUUUCUAAAUAUUACAUGAAUCUAUUUUUAAAAAUGAGUUUAGUAAUCCCUAGUAGAAAAAUGACAUACUCUUUAUAUAAAAUUUGGAAGAUACAGAGAAAAGUGGCAAACAGGACAUGCUUUUAAACCACCCAAAACUCUUCCCACCAAAUAACUAGCAUAAUGAUUAUAAUGUCUUUCAGUCUGUGUGUGUAGCUGGUGGCUUUGGUCUUUGGCAGAGUCAGGUUUAUUUUACUCCUCAGUUCGGUCAUGGCAUGCUACCAUCUUUAGUCAGUGCAAAGCUGCUCUUUGGGUUUUAUCUUAUUUUUUAGUCAGUAAAGAAAUAGAUUAGAAGAAACUUAUUUGUGGAUACACAUAAGAACAAAGCAACCGAGUGCUUCCUAAAUAAAGGUCUAUCAAAUAUGAUAUUUAUAUGUGACACUCAUUCGCCUUUAAGUAGACAGAAAAAUCUAUCACAGGAAAGGGUAUUGUUCUUGCUUUCAGCAGUGGGCAUGAUCUCAGUGCUAAGCUGUUUAGAGAAGACAGAAAAAUCAUUAUAUGACUAGUUCUGGAUGUAUUAGGUCUGUGGAUCUCUAUAUAAGACAGACACACACCAGUACACAAUUUUCUGUUUGUGAGUUCAAGUCCCCACCAUGGUACUUGCAUAUGACACCUGAGCUUUGAUUACUGUACUGCCUCUUGAUAUUUGCUUUGUGAACUGGAUGAAGAUUCAGGCUGUAUCAAACCCACGUUCCUUAUUGGUGACCUACUAGAAAGGAAGUUCAGAAGAAAGUGUCUCUUUUCAAUCUGCAGAUGGACAUAAGUGGAUUACUUCCUGGUCUGGUGUCUACGUUCAUACUUCUGUCUCAUAGUGAUCAUCGAGGACGAAAAUUCCCUUUGAUUUUGUCUUCUGUUGGUGCUCUCGCAACCAGUAUUUGGCUCUGUUUGCUUUCCUAUUUUGCUUUUCCAUUCCAGCUUCUGAUUGCAUCUACCUUCAUUGGUGCCCUUUGUGGCAAUUAUACCACAUUUUUAGGAGCCUGUUUUGCCUACAUAGUUGAUCAAUGUACAGAACAGAAACAAAGAACAAUUCGAAUAGCUAUAAUCGACUUCAUACUUGGACUUGUCACUGGAUUGACAGGACUGUCUUCUGGGUAUUUUAUCAGAGAAUUGGGUUUCGUGUGGUCCUUUUUAAUCAUUGCUAUGGCUCUUACUGUUAACUUGAUUUACAUUUCAUUUUUUCUUGGUGAUUCAGUGAAAGAAUCUUCAUCUCAGAAUGUUUCCAUGUCAUGUAGCGAAGGCUUUAAAAACCUAUUUUACCGAACUUCCAUGCUUUUUAAAAAUGCUUCCGGUAAGCGACGGUAUUUUCUCUGUUUGUUACUUUUUACAAUGAUGACUUACUUUUUUGUGGUAAUUGGCGUUUCCCCCAUCUUUAUCCUUUAUGAAUUGGAUUCACCACUCUGCUGGAAUGAAGUUUUUAUAGGUUAUGGAUCAGCUUUGGGUAGCGUCACAUUUUUUAGUAGUUUCCUAGGAAUAUGGCUUUUUUCUUACUGUAUGGAAGACAUCCACAUGACCUUCAUUGGAAUCUUUACCACCAUGGGAGGAAUGGUUAUGACUGCUUUUGCCAAAACAACGCUGAUGAUGUUUCUAGUGAGGCUGCCGUUCCUUUUCACUAUCGUGCCACUCUCUGUUCUACGCUCCAUGGUAUCGAAAGCAGUUCGUUCCACUGAACAAGGCACCCUGUUUGCUUGCAUUGCUUUCUUGGAAACACUUGGUGGAGUUGCUGCAGUUUCUACUUUUAAUGGAAUUUAUUCAGCCACCGUUGCUUGGUACCCAGGCUUCACCUUUCUGCUGUCUGCUGUUCUGUUACUAAUUCCAGCCAUCAGUCUAUGUGUGGUCAAAUGCACCAGCUGGAAUGAAGGAAGCUAUGUACUUCUUACAGAAGAGGAAUCCAGUGAAGACACUUCAGAGAGAUGAUUGUGAUAAAAAAAAAAAAAAUAACUGAAAGUACACAUCAUAUACUCUGACUUCUGAGGAAUGUAAACUGGUUCCAUAAUCAAUAUUUCAUGACUAA